Alternaria arborescens is the source of this 1122-nucleotide messenger RNA. RefSeq names its product putative branched-chain-amino-acid aminotransferase. Lineage: Eukaryota; Fungi; Ascomycota; Dothideomycetes; Pleosporales; Pleosporaceae. The record is from RefSeq and is a predicted model, not a curated record. Gene Ontology annotation, molecular function: branched-chain-amino-acid:2-oxoglutarate transaminase activity. The coding region runs from base 1 to 1122 and encodes 373 amino acids. Gene Ontology annotation, biological process: branched-chain amino acid metabolic process. The transcript is spliced from 4 exons.
AUGUCAGACUUUCCUCCUUCACCCGUCGAUACCAUUGACUGGAGCAAUGUGGGCUUCAAGAUCCGAGAAGUCGCUGGCCAUGUUGAAUCACACUACUCUGUUGAGACCGGCAAAUGGACCCCCCCAGUCUUUGUCGAGGAUCCAUUCCUGCGCAUCCACGGUAUGGCACCCGGUCUGAAUUACGGGAUGCAGUGCUACGAGGGUAUGAAGGCCUUCCGAGCACCAAAUAACACCAUAAACAUCUUCAGGCCCAACAAGAAUGCCGAAAGGAUGCAACACUCGGCUUCUUUUAUCUCCAUCCCAGAGGUACCGACAGACCACUUCCUCGCCUGCUGCAGUAUGGCUGUAGGAAUGAACGCGGCAUACGUGCCACCUCAUGAGACCGGGGCGGCCAUGUACAUCCGACCACUGCUCUUCGGUAGCUCAGCGCAGCUUGGCCUGAACCCGCCACAGGAGUACACAUUCGUAGUCUACUGUAUUCCAACAGGUGUCUACCAUGGAUCAAACCCGGUAGAUGCCGUCAUCCUUGAGGACUUUGACCGCGCCGCGCCGGAGGGAACUGGAUCAGCAAAGGUCGGAGGCAACUACGCUCCAGUAUUGCGACAUAGCGAGAAGGCGUACAAGGCAGGCUACGGCAUUACCCUGCACCUUGACAGCAAGACCAGAAGCGUCGUUGACGAGUUCUCAACGUCCGCAUUCAUUGGAGUGAAGAAGGAUGGCGACAAGGUCAAGCUUGUUGCAUCUAACAGCAAAAACGUCAUUCAGAGUGUGACUGGAGACAGCGUCCUCAGGAUUGCGGAAUCAUUUGGCUGGGAAGCCGAGUCCCGAGAGAUCGCGUAUGAAGAACUCAAGUCCUUCGACGAAGUCCUUGCUGCAGGAACAGCGGCGGCUCUUGUUCCCAUCAAAUCCAUCACUCUACCAUCGAAGGAUGACAAGUUCACGUAUGCAGAGGCACAGCAAGAACCAGGCCCAGUAUGCAAGAAGCUUCUUACGACACUGAAAGGUAUCCAGCAAGGAAAGAUUGAAGACAAGCAGAGCUGGCUUUUCAAGGUGGAGAGGCCUGAGCAGUUUGGAAAACAAGAACAGGCAAACGGGGCCAAGAUUGUCGGACAACUGCCUUGA